This is a messenger RNA of Xenia sp. Carnegie-2017, 1296 nucleotides long. Its product is annotated as dynein regulatory complex subunit 4-like. Bases 1 to 1296 code for a protein of 431 amino acids. The transcript has a single exon. NCBI's taxonomy places the organism in Eukaryota, Metazoa, Cnidaria, Anthozoa, Malacalcyonacea, Xeniidae. The record is from RefSeq and is a predicted model, not a curated record.
AUGACGAAUGACAACGAUGAUUCUACACCUAAAAGGUUUUCGAAGAGAUCAAUUGGUUGUUUGUGUCUACUGAUUGCCUUGUUUGCGAUAGCUGGUUAUCUGAGCUAUGAAAUUCCAAGACACAGGGACCUUAACAACGAGAUUCGUUAUUUGAAAAAGCGUGAUAAAGAACUAGAAAAAGACCUAGAAAUUCUCAAGAUCUCGCACACCCAAACAGAGCGUCUUCUUAAACAUAUGAUGCGUGAGCGUUUCAAUGGCGACAAAGAAGAUCAUAAUUCAAGCUGUCCCACAACUCCGUUGGCCAUCAACGAGACGCAUAAGAAUAUCAAUGCAAUUAGACAAAAUUUGAAUGGACUUGUUCUGGUCGUCGCUAAUCUAACUUUGACUGUGUCAAACAGCAGAAAUUUGUCCCAUACGAAGAUUUUGCGCUUGCGAACUUUAUUAAAUCGCGUCAAAGUCGAUCUUAAACGUCUGCAAAGGAAGGUGAAUCAUUUGAAUGAAUCGAUUUACAAAGACACACGGAAAUAUUUGGUUUCUGCCACACAAGACUUGAGACAUGAUAUAAAUGGUUUACAAAAUUGGACUAUCCUGACCGCUAGAAAUCUAAGCGAACUUUGGAGACGUUGGAAUCGAACGGACACAGAAGUAGAGGAUAUAAUAAAAUUGAUUCGUCAGCAUAAUGAAACGUUGCACUUUAAAAUCGCCUAUCAUUCUGACGCUUUGUCCAUCAAAAUAAAAGAUGUCGAAAACAAGCAGUCAAGGUUUGAGAACAGGACUCUUCGAGAUCAACUAACUUUGACGCAAGCCUUGAAUAAAAGCGUGUCAGGUUUAAAACGAAUGAUUCGUAAAGAAAUACAACAGACUAAUGCAACUUUUCACAAUGCUCUUGAAAACGCAGUCGAAGUGUUGCGCUCUUUGGUCAGAAAUGUGAAUUUGAAAAUUGGCAGAAUCAAUAGAAAAUUGCGCGAAGACAUGGCUUCUAUAUCAAACAAACAGACUGAAAUUGAAACGAAUUUUUCGAAAACAAAAGCUAAAUUCCAAGAAAAAGACCGGAAACAUGACUCAGCAAUCUCUCAGUCCAACCAAGACGUUGCACGCUUGCAGAACAAGAUGACCAUCUUGCAAUCGUCUUUGGAUUCAAAAACAAACGAGAUCGUCGAAAUAAAUUUGCAACUUGCAUCAUUGAAAAAGACCGUUAAUGAAAUGAAGAACAAUGCGAUACCGCUGGCCAAUUUCAAAGUGUAUCAAGCACUUAUUUGUGCAUGUGGUACAGUUUUUUUGUACACUUUAUUUUAG